AUGGAAAUUGCAGCUGCUAUUGGAGGUGCUCUUCUAGCACCUGCCUUUGAGUCUUUGGUUAAUAAGUUGGCUUCCCAGGACUUGCUCAAUUAUGCCCGUAAAAGGCAUGUGCUGACUGAAAUCAACAAGUCGAAGGAGAUGUUGGAGAGCAUCUAUGGCGUUCUUGAGGAUGCAGAGGAGAAGCAGAUGGUGAUCAGCUCGGUGAAGACGUGGGUGAGCCAGUUGAGGAACCUGGCAUAUGAUUUGGAGGACAUUCUUGAUGAGUUUGAUUUUGAGGCUCGUCGAUCCAAGUUGAAAGCUAAACCUGUGACUGGUUCAAGUAGGGUACGAAAGCUCUUCCCUAAUAUUCGUGCUGUUAAAUUCAAUAAAGAGAUGAUUUCCAAGAUAAAGGAAAUUAGUUCCCGAUUAGAAAAGAUCAACUCACAAAGAAAUCAACUAGAUUUGAGAGAAAGGCCCGGUAGAUCCAGCGAAAGGAUUCCUGCGACGUGCUUGCGAAGGUCGCUCUAUAUCUAUAGUUGGACUGGGAGUAUUGGUAAGACAACUCCAACUCUAGCGCAGCUUAUCUUUGAUGAAGCUGGAAAGAAGUUUGAUUUGACGGCUUGGGUUUCUGUCGGUGAAGAUUUUGACGUGGUUAGACUUACAAAAACAGUUCUUGAGUCGGUUCGCGGAGAUUCUACUUCCAACGAUUUGAAUUCGCUUCAGUUAAACCUGAAGGCAAAGCUGUCAGAGAAGAAGUUUUUUAUGGUUCUAGAUGAUGUUUGGAACGAGAAUUAUGACCAUUGGACAAUCUUUCUUCGCCCCUUUGAGAAUGGGGCAAAAGAAAGUAGAAUUAUCGUCACAACUCGCAAUCUUGGCGUUUCACGGACGAUGGGUGCUAUUCAAAGUUAUACACAACACUUGGGAGUGUUGGAGAAUGAUGAUUGCCUAUUACGCGAAUUCGAUGAGGAUGAGUUUGUUCUACAUGAGGAUGAGUUGGUUCUACAGUGGAUGGCUGAGGGAUUUGUACAGCACGCACAGGAAAUGAAGCAAAUGAAACGCUCGGGUCAUCUAUAUUUCCAUGAUUUAUUAUGGAGAUCCUUUUUUCAACAAUCUACUGGCAAUAAAUCACGAUAUGUGAUGCAUGACCUACUCAAUGAUCUAGCUAAAUCUGUAGGUGGAGAAAUAUGCCUUCAUUUGGACGAUGACGAGUUGAAGGGCAUAAAAUCACAUGCAAACGUUCGCCAUUCAGCAUUCACUUGUCAUCGCUAUGAAAGGUACCAAAGAUUUGAAGACUUUUAUGAGAUGAGUAAUCUGCGAACAUUCUUAGCAUUAUGGACUGAUCAAUGGCGACUUAAUUUUUUAUCUAUUAGAGUGGUGCAUGACCUAGUGCCACAAACUGAAACGUUUAAGGGUGCUUCACUAGCUCGAUACCAGUCUUGA
Messenger RNA from Jatropha curcas, 1419 nucleotides. NCBI's taxonomy places the organism in Eukaryota, Viridiplantae, Streptophyta, Magnoliopsida, Malpighiales, Euphorbiaceae. The record is from RefSeq and is a predicted model, not a curated record.